Exophiala mesophila is the source of this 2779-nucleotide messenger RNA. RefSeq lists its product as uncharacterized. The record is from RefSeq and is a predicted model, not a curated record. Gene Ontology annotation, cellular component: nucleus. The transcript has 6 exons. Gene Ontology annotation, molecular function: RNA binding. Lineage: Eukaryota; Fungi; Ascomycota; Eurotiomycetes; Chaetothyriales; Herpotrichiellaceae. Bases 516 to 2459 code for a protein of 647 amino acids.
CUUCCAACCACCCUCAACGUGCCACUGUGCUAAUUCUUCACUUUUGAAUCAAUUUUCAUCACCACCUUGUCACCAACAUCACCUUUUCAUCACUCUUCAUCUCCAAACUGUUCAUUGGACGCGUGUCGCGUCUUUUCGACCUUGUAAUCAGAAGUCAUCGCAAUUUCUCUUGCUGUACUUGACCGAUAGAAUCCUUGUCCCCCAACUGUCGCAGAUCAACCCUCUUGUGGAGGUGCAGGCUUGUUCUUGCCAUCUGGACUGUAGACUCUGUCUUCUGAGUUGCAAAACUCCUCAUCAGGACACUCGUUUCUUCUCGUUCAUCAUUUACCUCACAUCACCGCCGUAUCUGGCCGCUGUCUGUAACCUCACCAUCAACACAUUGGACAACACUUGCCAACAUUAGACACACCCGCGGUCAUCUCAGCUUGAGGCAUUGAUCAAGAGUUUGAGGAUUUGUGAGGCGCACUUGACAACACUUUGACACGCGUGGCGUCCUGUAGGCGGGGUAGCACAUCAUGUCGUCUGCGGUGGCAGAACUGGACGCAAUCCUGCAGUCUAUGUUGACUCUCAAACCUCCAGGCGUUUCCGGAUCUAAGAUCAACACCAUCACAACCCUCUGUACCGCGAACAUCCAAUCCGAGUCAGUCCUCAUCCAAAAGAUCUACACACACUUCAAAAAAACACCAGGAACACACAAGCUAGGGGUACUCUAUGUUGUAGAUUCAGUAUCACGGCAAUGGGUAGAUCAAGCAAGAAAAGCCGGCCAGCAGUUGGGUAGCGGGGCUCCAGAUGGAACCUUUGCUGCUGGCGUAAGUCAUGUGACUGAAUUGCUCCCCGUACUCAUGAACGACAUCACCCAUGCUGCUCCAGAAGAUCAAAAGGCCAAAAUUAAGAAGCUGGUGGAAAUCUGGGAACGCUCCAAUACCUUUCCAGCCCCGCUCCUUGCUUCGAUCAAAGAAAGACUUGACGCUCCUAAAGUUUCAACCACCCCAGAAGGAUCUCCGUCGCCAGGCUUCGUCCCUCUCGGUCAGCAGAAUCCCUCUAACACAUUUGCCUCUGCGCAGCCAGCACGGCAGCAAGACACAUCUGCAAUCCUGGAGGCCCUGAAGAAUAUGGCAAAACAGAACGCUGUGUCGCAGCCCCCUCCCAAUCCCACGGCUACCCCACAAGCUAGUUUGAAUAAUCUGUUAAGCCCGCAAAGUGGAAACGUACAGCCCAACAGUACCGUAAACCCAGGCGCUUCUCUUACUCCUGCCAACGGCCAGGCUGUAAACCCAUUGGGGGCUUUAUUUGCUGGGUUGAAUAAUGGUGUUCAGACACAAAGUCCUGCAAACGUACCUCCAAAUCCACUUGCUGCAUUCUUGCCUCAACCGCAAGUACCUGCUCAAAUGCCUCAAAAUGGGGCCCCGACUGGUGCGGAUGCCCAAGUUCAAUUGCAACUCCUGCAACUUCUCGCUGCUCAAGGCGUUCCUCCUGACCAGUGGACCACCGCAUUGCAACUGUUGCAAGGUGCAAAUGCUGGCGUGAACAAUGGCACUGCUUUUCCUUCGUCAAUGCCGGGUGCCAACAGUUGGGGUGCACAAGGCGACCAGUCACGUGAUGCACACACCCGGUCACCCCCGGGCCAGUUCCGACGUCGGUCUCGUUCGCCCGGAUAUGACAGACGAAGAGAUCUUUCUCCGCGACGACGCCAUGAUAGUGAUGCCCGUAAUGACCGCGAUGGUAGACGAGGCAACGAUUAUCGUCAGCGAAGCCCCAAUGGAAGGCGACGCCGCUCUCCCUCGCCCCCCCAGAACCAAUCCCUCCCACCCCCGGGUCCCAAGAAUGUCAUCAAAGACCCAAGUCUACCCAAAGGACAUAUCAAAGUCUUUAGCCGAACUCUCUUCGUCGGUGGCGUAACCUCAUCUGAGGCCCACCUGCGCAAUUUGUUCUCACGAUAUGGCGUCGUCCAGACAUGUAUCGUCAACGUUGACAAACGCCAUGCAUUUGUCAAGAUGAUCAACCGCCGCGAUGCCGAGAGUGCACGCAACGGCAUGGAAGAAUAUCGAGAUGGUGACACACAACUCCGCACCAAAUGGGGCGUUGGAUUCGGACCUCGCGACUGCAGCGACUAUCAGACGGGCAUUAGUAUCAUUCCAAUCGAAAGAUUGACAGAUGCCGAUCGCAAGUGGCUCGUGACGGCCGAAUAUGGGGGUACCGGCGGGCUUCCCAUUGAGCAAGGUUUGGUGGUUGAGGAGCCUGACAUCGAAAUCGGAGCCGGUGUAUCAUCCAAAGCGAUGAGCCGACGUAUUGCCACAGACCAGGGAGGAAGGCGUGGACCUCAAUCGUCUCGAGACAACAGAAAUGACCAUCGCGACGACAAAAACCCCAACAACAUCCCAUUCCCCAUGAAUUUUGGAAACAUGACGAAUGGAAUGCCCACGUUCCCAUUUCAGUUCCCCUUCCAGCAGAACCAGUGAAAUGAAUUGAUGAGUUCAAGUGGCUCAUGGGUUUGAGCAGAUCGGCAGGCCAUUGCACCUUCACAUUUCGCCUAGGACGAUUAUUGAUACCCCUUGUAAAGGACUGGACAUUUGCAUGACUUGGCGCUCCGCCUACCGAUCAAUGGUGGCACACUCGCCUGGGAGUUAUGGGUGAUUCUUAGGAUGUUUGUUAUUGCAAUGCAAGGAGAAUGCGGAGUCGGCGAAUUCAGCGCAGGAUAGUCGAAGCUGCUGGUUCAGACAAGGCGGCUGGAAAGGCCAUUCAUUUUUGCACCCGAAUUGAAUAUUUGAUUGUUGAUUGA